AUGGGCAUACCAACGUGGCUGAGCGACGAGGAGAGGGGGCGCAAUCUAGGACUCUUUGAGGGAGGGCUAUACAUCCGAGACAUUGCAAAGAAGAUCAAGAGAUCACGUGACGCUGUCGUACGCGCUUUGACUGGAGGCCGUCGGGACCGACGCAAACCAGGGCGGAAGCCCGUUGUUUCUGAGCGACUAGCGCGCUUACUUCUACGUAAAGGCAGUGGCGACUACUCCGCAGCUCAGCUCAAGAUCGAGUCUGCCUGGGGCAGCAUUGAGCAUUCGACGCUAGCGACGCUGAUUGAGUCCAUACCACGACGCUGUAUUGAAGUGGUCGAGAAGAAAGGAGGAAAGACGCAUUAUUAA
Messenger RNA from Phytophthora nicotianae INRA-310, 357 nucleotides. RefSeq lists its product as hypothetical. Bases 1 to 357 code for a protein of 118 amino acids. NCBI's taxonomy places the organism in Eukaryota, Oomycota, Peronosporomycetes, Peronosporales, Peronosporaceae. Gene Ontology annotation, molecular function: DNA binding. The record is from RefSeq and is a predicted model, not a curated record. The transcript is spliced from 3 exons.